Messenger RNA from Podospora pseudocomata, 5825 nucleotides. RefSeq lists its product as uncharacterized. The transcript has 3 exons. The record is from RefSeq and is a predicted model, not a curated record. NCBI's taxonomy places the organism in Eukaryota, Fungi, Ascomycota, Sordariomycetes, Sordariales, Podosporaceae. Bases 599 to 3304 code for a protein of 901 amino acids.
GAUAUCAGAGCGUUGAAGGAUAAUUAUUCAAAGGUCUGCAAGAUACAUUGAAGGCCGAUAUACGGAUAAGUCCUCGUUCCAAACCAUGGCCGUCUCUGUUUUUUUGUCAACCAUGUGAGAUGGACAGAUGUCAAACACCCUUGCGGAUCUGUGGCUCAUACGAUGACUUCUCACAAAUACUUCAUCUCAACUUCGGAUCAACCCAACCUCAAUAUGAAGCCGAGGACGGAGAGCUAUGAAGCCAAGUCAACUCUUUCCCAAUGUCUUCUUUGUCUGUUGCCUUCUUAGGCUCUCCUUGGCAGUUGCACUUGGCAGGUACAGGCAUAAGGCAUAGGGCGUCGCGACGCCUUCCCAAUCAAAUUUGUGCUCGGACUUACGCCCUUCUCAAGGCUCGCAUGUAUUCUUGUUGAUUCUGUCGCUUCCUGUCCUCAUGUCUGUCCUCAUGCCAUUUCGACAUGCCCACCAUGGCGGAUCACAGUUUCAACCAGCAUAUAACAGGGUCCAGCCCACCUGUCCUCGGAACAAUGCCUCUCUCUAUAGACAUCAUACAUCACACUUUCACAACACAACCUAAUCCCCACGACAUCCAUCUCGCAACAUGGCCUCUCCGACCUCGGUCCUCUCCAAGACCUUGCAAAGCAUCACCCGCAGCAAGAUCCGCGAGUUGGAGUCCCGCCACAAGUCCUACGAAGCUCGCAAAUCCGACUUGCUUGCCCAGGUCGACGCGGCCACUGAGGAGCAAGAUCGACUGAGCCUUCUCCUGGACGCUUUCCGGGAACUGUACCCAGGGGCUCAUGGAGAUGUUUUACUUCACAACGUUGAGCGUUGGAUCGCUCAGUCCCGUUACGAUGCGUCCAUUCCCGUUUCCAAGCUGAUGAGCUUUGGCCGGGAGCUCCGAGAGAAACUCGAUCACCAGAGCAGAAGGUUGAACAUGGCUCAUCUGUACUCGCGGCUCUUGACAGAAUGGAUGGAUCAACCACCUGCAGUUUCAUCCCCUGCUGCGGCUGAUGAGGGGCUUCAUGAUUCCUUUGAACUUGUUGAGCGCCAGCGCCAGCGGCUGUCUGAACUUGUUGACAAGUUUGAAUCGGUCGUUUUUAAGCCUCUGGAGACGAGUGAUGCUGAGAUCCGCAAAUUCCUCGACCGUCUGUUCCCUGAUGAGAAGAGUCUGAAAGCCUUGGAAGAGCUUCGCAAAACUGUCGCCAUCGAAACUACGUCCUUCAUGUCCCAGGCUUCACCAUUCAACCAGAAGUCUCUCACUACUUGCAUCAACGGUCUCUUGACUGAGGAUAUUCUCAGCGAUGAAAAGCAAGCCAUCCUCCAGGACUUUCUGGGGAGCGAUGUCGCCCUAGCCGAGAUUGCCGACGUUUUGAACGCGCGUUUCUCUGAUAUCAAGCAAUGGCAGUGGGACGCCGGGAAGGACGGUAUCCGCGUCAUCCCUCGAGCGGGUUUGAAUGGCAAGUAUCGAGUGUGGGCCGACGACGAUAUCCUGCAAAUGAUUUUCGUCCAGUACAUAGGUGUGAGACUCUGCAACAUCAUCAAGCCAGCCCUGAAGAUUUUCAUGUGGGCCGUACGCCAGAGGGAUCUCGACACCAACACAGUCCCAACCGCAGCUGAGAGCGAGAGGCGCAGAUAUUACCUCAGUGAGUAUCCGACUUCGCAUAACGUUGAGGACAUGCGCAUGGAGGACUACAUGGAGACCUUCUUUCUGUCGCAGCUGCCAAGCACCGAAUCCGACAUGAACCGUUAUGACGACGACAGUGACGGGAACGAUGAUGGCAGUGUUCAAGAUCGUAACACAUCUACGUCAAAGAAAUCCAACAUCAAGCAGCAGCUUUUGCGACGUUUGACAACAGAGCUGCUUAUUCAUCGACUCCGCGGCGUGACUCUUGAAAACCGCCAUGAGGCCAGCAACCCUGUUGCGCUGGUUCAGACAGACUUGCAAUGGUACGGAACAGGUCUCUCUCACACCACCAUCUAUUCCCUGAUGCGAUAUAUUGGUUUUGGUCAGGACUGGAUCAGCUUUUUCAAGAAAUACCUCGAAGCCCCGCUCAACCUUGACAUGGCUUCCGACAACCGGCCCCAACUUGGGCCGCGCACUCGAAAGAGGGGUGUCCCCAUGGCACACGCAUCGGAGAAGUUGACUGGGGAGUUGGUGUUGUUCUUCAUGGAUAUUGCAGUCAACCGCGAGACUGGGAUUCUGCCAUACCGCUUGCAUGAUGACAUCUGGCUUCUGGGCGAGCCCACCAGAGCGGCCCAAGCCUGGGAGUGCAUGCAAUUGUUCGCCAAGGUCUUUGGUCUCGAGUUCAACAGGAGCAAAACUGGGUCUGUCUAUCUCCCAGGCGCCAGCAACAGGGACACUGAUGUUUCUGAUAUCUUACCGGCCGGGCCAGUCACCAUUGGCUUCUUGCAACUCGACCCAGAGACGGGACGAUGGACCAUCGACCAGAAGCUCGUCUUUGCGCAUGUCGACCAGCUGAAGAAGCAGCUUGACGAGUGCAAUAGUGUUCUCUCCUGGGUUCAAACCUGGAACAGCUGCAUUGGUCGGUUUUUCAGCCACACGUUUGGCGAGCCUGCCUUCUGUUUUGGACGGGAACACAUCACUGAGGUGUUGGACACGUACACCAAGAUGCUGGCGAGGCUUUUCCCUGCAGAGAACGGCGUGCAAGGCAGCGUGGUUGAGCACCUCAAGGCGAUUCUCCGCGACCGUUUCGGCGUCUCGGAUCUGCCUGAUGCUUUCAUCUUUUUGCCUGAGCAACUUGGCGGCUUGGGGUUGAGAAACCCGUUUGUGAGCUUGUUCUUGAUCCGCGACAGCAUCACGAAGACUCCGGAUGAGAUUCUCGACGAGUAUCUUGAGUGGGAGCACGCGUCAUACCUGGAGCGAAAGAAUGUGUUUGCAAAGGAAGACGACAAGUAUCGCUAUCGGCGUUUGGUGAAUAUCCUUUCCCCUGAAGAGGUCUCGGAGACAUCAGCUGUCAAGGAAUCGGAGCAGGAUGUUUUCUUCUCGUUUGACGAAUUCUGCCGGUUUCGCGAGAGGACACAGACAAAGUAUCGGUCUGUGUACGAGGAGCUUCAGACGGUUCCUCGCACAGAGGAUAUCCACUUGAGCGCCGACGUGAGCCGCAAGUUGAAGGCAUUCCUUGCCAGUGUUGAGAUUGACUCGGAGAAGAAGUGGUUCUUGCAGCUCUAUGCAGAGGAGUUGCUGCGGGACUUUGGAAGCCUGACUUUGGUCGACAAGCAAUUCCUGCCUGUCGGUGUGUUGGAACUGAUGAGAGGCAAAAAGGUCACCUGGAAGAUGGUGUUGUGAUGGGGGACUCGGGGCGCUUUGUGUGGGAAACCAUUAUGAAUUAAAACAGAAGGGUACUGUCGCUAUGAUGCGUUCCAAUACAUAUAUCCACACGCCUGCGCUUCCUCAUGAACCAAAAGGUCCGUUGUCUUUUAAAGCCCCAAAAUUAACCAUUGAAAAGCCAAAAACACUCGGGCCCCUUCGCGUCGUUACACCUUUCCAUCGGCCGCGUCGCGCUCCUCGUGCGAGUCAUAGCGCCCACGGAAGAGGUCGGCGGCAGCUGGGUGGACGAAACCUUGCCUAUACCAGAGUUUGUGCCCGAUCCAGAAGGCGGCAAACAAGAUGAGACUGAUGUAGGCGGCAAAAAAGUCGCUAGUCUUCCACUCGAUGAACACGGCGAAGCCUUGGGUCAAGGCGACAAGGAUGUUGAAAAAGAGACCGUACCACGCGGUGAACGGCUGGAACUUGGAGAUGUAGGGCAGGUCGGAAACGGGAACGUUUUGGGCCUUGAGCGCACGUCUGAAGCCAAUCAACGAGGCACAUGUGCUUCCCCAGGUGGUAAGACCGGCGACACCGCUGAUGUUGAGCAGCCAGUUGAAGGCCUCCUGACCUCCGGCGGGUGACAGGUUCAAAAAUCCGAGCAGGCCGAUGGCCGAGGUGACGGCCACGGCAUAGAUUGGAAUACCAUGCUUGUUGGUCUUGGUCAGGAUCUUGGGAGCAAGACCCUCCUCGGCGAGCGCAAGAAGCACACGGCUGCCCGAGUAGACGUUGGAGUUGGCAGCUGACAGCACAGCCGUCAGCAGAACGGCGUUGAUGAUGUGCGGCAAGACGGGGACACCGGCAAGGUCAGCAGCAACCACAAGAGGCGAGGCCUUGGCGUUAGUCGACCCGUUGUCAGCCUGGUCCUUGAGGGUUGGGUCGUUGGAUGGCACAAUCAUGCCGAGCAGAAAGAUUGUGACGACAAACAUGACCAUGAUACCCCAGAAGGUAGUCCGGAUGGCGCUUGGAACAGUCUUCUUGGGGUUGCGAGCCUCACCGGCAGCCACGCCGACAAGCUCAGCGCCCUGGUACGCAAACGAGGCCUGAAUCAUGACUGCCCAAAAGCCGACGAAUUUCCCGACACCACCCGACACCAAGUGCUCGACAAAUGGACCUUGUUCCCUCCAGUGCUUGAAUCCAAUCACGCCCUGCUGUCCGGCACCGGCAGCAAUGCAAAUGGCAAAGAUGAUAAAGCCGAGAAUGGUGAUGACCUUCAAACUCGACAGCCACAUUUCGAGCUCGCCAUAGAUGCCGACGGGGAGGUAGUUGACCAGCGUAAAGAUGACGAAAAAGACAGCGAUGAAAAUGCCAAUGUUUAUAUCCUCGUUCCAGUACUGAAUAAUCAAGCCCGAUGCACUGAGAGAAAGAGCGUACGUGAUAGCCCCUAGUUCAAACAAUGUCAGCAUUCACACCUCACCACACACCCAAGUAUCAACCCCCAAAAAACUCACAGCCAAACCAAUACAACCACCCAACCGCAAAACCCAAACUCGGGUCAACAAACCUCGUCGCAUACGUCGAAAAGGCACCUGCGGUAGGGAUAUACGUCGACAACUCGCCCAAGCUCACCAUGACCGACCACAGCAUGGUCCCAACAAACAGAUAAGACAGCAGACACCCCAGCGGACCAGCCUUCAAAAGCGCCGUGCCGCUGCCCAGGAAGAAACCCGUCCCGAUCGUACCGCCGAUGGCGAUAAAGUUGAGAUGCCUCGCCGACAGGGUCCUCUGCAGCUCUCCCUGCUGAUCCGAUUCUGCAUCACCGCCUGUCGGUCCCUUCUUCUCAACCGUCACACCUCCGUCCAUGACUCCCGAGUCGGCCGGGGACGGCCAUUCGUUUGCGUCCUUGACCAUUAUCGAUCACCUAUGUAGUUGUCGUUUCUUCCGUUGCUCCGGGGUUGGGUGGUGGGGGGCGGGCACACUCACCCGGCCGAAUCGGACCGAGCUGAUUUUUUUUUUGUGUGUGAAAGGGACUUGCGAAAAAGUCACAGGCCCUUUCUAACAACCACACAAAACAAAUGGUCGGCGCCAAAGAGAACGCGGGGAUAGGAGGGAUCGAAGCGGCACAACAAGCGGGAAAGGGAUUGGGAAAUCCAAAAAGAAAGAAUGGACGUGUGUGAGAAAAAAUGUGUUCUCGAUCGGCCCCGGGUGGAUACACCUUUCCCCGAGGGAUGGGUGACUCCUUGUUCGGGGAUUCUUGGGAUUCGUGAGUGGUUAAUUGGGUAUUUGUGGAGAGAGAGAACUGGAGAAUCUCGCUGAAAAGCCGGGAAACCCUCUUUUUUCUCUCUCGGUCAAAGAUCUCCGGGUUUCGGGAUGUAAAGUCUCGGGGUGUGGUUUAUAAACGAACGGAUAAGGUAGGGUAAUAAAAUAAAAAAGAAUGAAAGGCAAGACACCAAAGAAAAGUAUGCAACUCUAAUGACUACUACAAUAGGGAUGCAGUAGUUGGUCUUAGAGCCUUUUCUCUAAGCUUGUUUGGUCGGUUAUUACACCCCGCAGAGGAGGGAAG